Molecule: messenger RNA, 520 nt
Organism: Mesocricetus auratus (golden hamster)
Lineage: Eukaryota; Metazoa; Chordata; Mammalia; Rodentia; Cricetidae
Gene: Scgb1c1
Product: secretoglobin family 1C member 1
Exons: 3
Coding region: 18-383 (121 amino acids)
Source: RefSeq, a predicted model, not a curated record
GACAGGUCCUGAUAGGUAUGGCCCGCCCCUGGGCAAGGUGCCACCUGCUAAAACAUAAAAGCCAGGUAACCCCAGCAGUUCUUGAGACUGCCGCCAUGAAGGGGAGCAGCACUCUUCUGCUGGUGGCUCUAACCCUGCUCUGCCUCUGUGGGCUGACUACAGCUGAGGAUGACAAUGAGUUUUUCAUGGAAUUCCUGCAAACGCUGCUGGUGGGAACCCCAGAAGAGCUCUAUGAAGGGCCCCUGGGCAAGUACAAUGUCAAUGACAUGGCCAAGGCAGCACUGGGAGAGCUCAAGUCCUGCAUCGAUGGCCUGCAACCUGUGCAUAAAGAGCAACUGGUCAAGCUGCUGGUGCAAGUGCUAGAUGACCAAGAGGACACAUAAGCAGCCUGAGACCUGGCUUCACUUCCACAAAUGACAGGACCAGCCACACAAACAGCCAUGGAUGGGCUAAGACCACUGCUUCCUCACAAGCGAAUUCACCCUCAAACUGUUAAAUCAAUAAAGCCUCCCGCAGCCCA